Molecule: messenger RNA, 4811 nt
Organism: Patiria miniata (bat star)
Lineage: Eukaryota; Metazoa; Echinodermata; Asteroidea; Valvatida; Asterinidae
Product: monocarboxylate transporter 12-like
Exons: 4
Coding region: 838-2172 (444 amino acids)
Biological process (GO): monocarboxylic acid transport; transmembrane transport
Molecular function (GO): monocarboxylic acid transmembrane transporter activity
Source: RefSeq, a predicted model, not a curated record
CGCCAGUGCAGCAUGAAUUUAGGUUGUAUGAAGUACGGACUCAUUGGGGGUAUUGCGCAUGCCCUUGCAUAGACAAUUAGGAGAUGGACCGGUCACGUGAGAGGGUUUAACCAAUAAAAGGGGAAAAGAGUCCGAUUUUCAUACGAGUCCGAUUUUCGUAUGACACCGGGUCCCGUACACGGACGACGGGCGGGAACGUGGUCCAUGUAGUAGUCAUUCACAAGUUGCUUUCACAGCUCAGUGGUUUGAUUAAAGAAUGUGCGUGUUCACGUACAAUUUUGCAAUGUCUUAUCUUGCAUAUUUUCUAGAUAGAAAUUAGAAUAGCUAGAAAAAAAUAUUCCAACUAUUAAUUGAAAUGAGUCUCAGGGUGAACAAAAAAUGUACACAUAAAAAUCUGGUUUCAGGAUUUAAAGUGAGUGAAGUUUUUGCGUCAACAGAAAAACUUAAACCUUAAAACAAAGGGGGAAAAUAAUACGUUGUACGUCAAGCAAUCAGUAAAACCCAUAUAGGCCUACAUUUACACGUGUUCAUGCAAAGAAAAUACUGCCAUUCUAUACUCUAUAGCAAAGAAAAUGCUGCAGAUAAUCAUAGCCAGGGCAAACCAUAGUUGGCCAGGCGCUGUAAUCCUCGAACAAUAACCACUAAUCCGUUGAUAGCGACCAAGAGAGCCACUCCAGUCAACCAGGCUCACGCUUGAAUAACCGAGCGUUCAUACCGAUCGGGAGCUACAGAGUGGGUUAUUCCCACCCGCUUCUCGAGCGUCACGCUAUAGAUAUAGAUAAGCUUUUAUGAGUUGUUCACAACAUAUCGCGCCAUUUACGUGCUCCACUGUUCACCAUGGGCAAGGCUCAUGUCGGUGGUUCGAGCCGCCAGGGCUGGUGUGAGGUUUUCUGCUUGUUCAUGAGCUGGUUGCUUUGGGUAGGAAUACUCAAAAGUCUUGGUGUGAUGCUGCCUACAUUGCAGGAACAGUUCACCGCCCAGACCUGGCUGAUCGGCUGGAUGAUAUCGAUCAUUCAUGGCGUUAUUAAUGUCUCAGGUCUCUUUGCUAGGCCACUGGAGGUCAUGUUUGGUUCCCGCACUGUAGUGACGGUCGCUGGUUUCUUGGUUGGGGUAUCAAUGAUCAUCGCUUCUUUUUCCACCAGUGUUGAAAUGCUGACACUGACGCUGGCACUGAUAGCAGGACCUUCUUUGAGUGUCGUCAAUAUUCUGUCAAGGAGCUUGAUGGGCCGUCAUUUUACGACACACUAUGCCACAGCAAGUGGAAUUGGAACAUCGGGGGCCUCUGUUGGCUUGAUCAUCGUGGCGCCAUUUACCCAGCUUCUGCUGAAUACCUAUGGCUGGAGAGGUACUUUCCUCAUUCUGGGUGGAUUGGGCCUGCAUCUUGGGGUGUGUGGCGUCCUCUUGCAGUCACCACCGACUGAUGAAACUAAGAAGAAUGGUGAGUACCAGUCACUUGGCCCAGACAUCGAUGAAGCACCAGUGGUUAACUCACCAAGUGCCGAGGAGACUGGCAAUUCGAAGUUGUUAUCCCGACUUAUCACCUUUAAGGACGCCAUCUGCGCUCAGAUGUCUCGUUUGGGAUUCUCAGUUUGUCUCCGGGUCCCAUUUUGGUUCACAACGGUCACAUUCUGUUGCAUCAGCUUCUGCUGCAUCCAGUGGUACACCUACUACAUUUCCCAAGCCGAAGCCAAAGGUUUCUCACCGUACGACGCUGUGACAUUCACUACGGCUGCAGGCGUCGGAAAUUUACUUAUCAAGAUCCUGGCUGGCCCUGUCGUGGACCGAGGUCUGCUGAAAUUGCGACCGGCGAUGGUGCUGAGUAUCAUAGUGGGUUCCUCGGCUCUACUGAUAACUCCCUUGGUAAACUCCUACUGGCUGAUGAUGGCCAAUGCCUUUAUCUUUUAUGGCGCUUUUGGAGCAGUUAUCUCACUGAAUGAUCUGUACACCAGGGAGCUACUUGGUACUGAUCUUUUGGCAUGUACUUUGGCAUGGAUGGAGCUAGUUUCGGCCGUGUCAUAUUUCAGUCUUGGAUUCUUUCCAGGCUGGUUGUACGACAAGAGUGGCAGUUACGAUUUGUCCUUUGUCAUCUUGGGAUGUAUAUCGUAUCUGUCGUUGGCAGCGCUGAUGGUGGAAUGGUUUUUGGCUAGAUGGUCAGAUGGAAAAAUAAAGUAGGAGAAAUACCGAACGAAAACCGUAGUUCGACUAUCUUCGCUCCAGCCCAUGCUAGACGAUCGUAGUUUAAUAACGGUCGAGUCAGUUGAAACAGCCUAAGGAGGUUGAUCGCCGGAUGGUUAAAAUAGCCGCGUCCAUCACAACGCACAACAGGAAUCAAGGACCAAAACAGUUUCGUGAUAUCGGUUGAACAGGCAUCGUUGUAUAGUAGUAUCACAUUCUUAGUUCUGGAAGAAUUCAUAUAAAGUAUUUAUGUCUUUACUGGUCAUUUAUUCACCAAAAAAAGUAAUUUUGAAUGACAGCAUGACUUGUGGGGAUAAGGAGUCCUUUUAUAAUUCUUAAAUAUAACUUGUACUAUAUUUAUAAAAUAAAGCUGUCACAUCUUUUGCUUUAACUUUUUUAAUACAUAGUAUAAAUACAUGAUUUAAUCUGAUUUAUAAGAUAAUUGACCUUUGUUAAUAAUCAAGUGUCAUUUGUUUACUUUCAUCUUAAUAGUUAGAAAAUAUCAGAUGAAACUUUUAGUUGGUUAAAGACCUGUGGACGUUAUGCCUUGUCAACUACCCAAACGGUUUAAUUCAAGUAAUUAUUGUCGUGAGCUUUAUUCAUAAUAUUUAAGUUAACCUUUAUCUGUCAUUCCCUUUGAUGUUCUUUUCAUCGUAUACUCAUUGCAAUUUAAUUCAUAAAUUUUAAUCAUUCUUAUCUUUCACCUUUAUACUUUGCUACUUGUUAUAAAUUUACACUUUAAAAACUCCUACCCCGGGUGAUGCUGAUUAUAAUAACUUUUGUGAGCGGACGGUGGGGCGGCGGCGAUGAAAAUUUGAGUCUGCCAAGCAGAAAUGGCUGCUGCGUUCUUGCUGGCACUUGCUGCACUUUCGUAACUUUUUGACAUUUCCCUGCUUUUCUUUUUCUUAUGACAAUUUCGCGCGUUGUUGCUGUGAUGUUAUUUCGUGAAGGCACUGUUCUUCGUAAGAGCCUAUAUGUACCAUAUGUGAACCACACUUACUGUGCUUCCCUGAACCUUUUCUGCAAAAAGUUUGCUACCUGGCAUUAUGUCAUAUCCUAACAACACAAUGUUUACUAGCAACACCGCUAAAACUGCCCAAUGUCCAGGAUUCUGGUGCAUUUCUUGUUGAAUAGUUGUGACAUGACUUGUGUGGCUCUUCGUGAAAACAAAAUCUCAGUUGACCUACGUUUACGCCUUUUCGUGCAAUAUGUCUUGUACGCGUUCAAGGGGGCAACAUGUUUGUGUCUCUUCGUGAAAACGCAAAAUGCAAUUAUCGAGAUAUGUGCCCCUUGUAUCAUUAAUGUAAUUGGGAAAUUAAUGAUGUUUUGGCUUACAGAAGCAUGUCAAAAUGGCUAAGUACAAUGUUUUAAAGCAAAAUAGAGAAAAAAAUUAAGUGACGUAUGUGUCUCUUCGUUAAAACGUUCACGAAUAUAGAUAAAUAAUCAUUUGGCAGUUAAACUCAAUUGCCACUGCAUUAUUUACAAGUAAUUUUGUAACGUUUUCUCAUAUUUUUUACAAUAUAAUUAUGUACGAAAAUUUGUCAAUGUAAUGUCAUUUUACAAAUAAUUUUCUUUGCAACAGCAUUACUUACAAAUAAGUUGUCAACAUUAUGUCUUUAUUCACAACAUUUCUUUUUGUAAGAGCAUUAUUUUUGUAAUAGUUUUUGACAAAGUAUAAUUCUUUAUAUGUAAUUUGCAUGCAUGUUAUCCUUGUUUGCCAAGUCAUUACUUAUUUAAAAUGCUAACAAAGACAUUUUGAUUCAUAUAUAAUCAAUGUUUACAUUUUCUUACUAAUUUUAACACCGCAUUGUACAUGGAGGUUUGAAUAUUGCAUCCAGGAUUGACUGAUUGAUUCUGGUUAACUAAAAAAAAUUUCAGAAUUUCCCAGUAAACUGCAACAUACUUCCUGCAAUAUUAAAAGUGACCACAAUGCUAUUUCACUAAGUAAUAACCUCCCAGAAUAACCCCAGAGGUCCUGGGUUAUAGAAAUUCAGUGCUGAGCUGGUGACCAAUCCUCGGUAUAGAAACAUGUUUCAGAGCAUCAUUAAGCAGUGUGAGACAGAUAAACAAGUAUACUCUCAGACAAAGAAAAACCCCUCGGGAAAUGUUCAAAGUAAAAGGUAAGGAAACAUUUUCUUUCAAGGACCAUGGCAAGUGAAAAAUGUACCAGCACUGAGAAACUGAGAAAAGAGCUGCUUGUCUUGCAUGGUAGAUGGGACAACUCCCACAACAAAAACUGAAACUUAAAAUCAGCAAAAAAAAACCAGGCUGAGCUAGAACGAAUAGUUGCCUACAAAACAAAAGGUGUCAUCAAUCGCUCCAGAGUGAAAUGGUCCGAAACCUGGUGGAAAAACCCAAUAAAUAUUUCAUGGGCCAUGAAAAAAAAUUAGGGCUAUUAAAAAGCUGAUGGUUUUCCUUAAAGCAACAGAUGGUAAAAUUGUUAACGAUCAUGUCUCCAUUAUGAAAAAAAAUGUUCACUAUUAUACGGAGCUUUAUUCAUCAAAAACAUUCCUGAUAAAAAAAAAAUCAGUAUUUAAAUGACAUAACGAGUGAUCAAUAAGUCAAUGAAUCGAUGUGAAGGCUUACUGACAAUAAAAGAAUGUGAAGAUGCGCUAUUCGCUAUGAAAAAUAACAAA